GUGUCACUGCCUCUCCCUGCUCGCGGAGCCCUUGGGAAGCACGUGGAGAAUCACAGCGCUGGAUAAAAUCCUCUGCUGCGUUUUGUCUCACAUCCAGGGAGGGUGAAUCCUGUGUUUUUGUGGCUUGGGCAGGAGCAGGGCUUGUCCUCGGUCCCUUUGUCCCUGGAGCCUGUGUUUUUCUAGGAUGGUUUUGAUCCGGCUCCAGCGCAGUUCCCACGUGGAGGGGUAGGUUUGGGAAUUGGCCAGGGACAGCUCAACUUCCAGCUCAAACAAAGUGCCUUUUACACUGUCUUAUCCCAGCACCUUAAAGGCGCUGAACUGAAGAGAAGCUGGGAAUUACAUCUGUGCUGGUGGCAGUUCUCAGCACUCAAAUAAACUGAAAAUAAUGAAUGAGCAGUAGGUCUGUACUUGUUUCUUUUGGGAAUUUGUGGGGGCUCUUCUGGAAGAGCCCAUCUUCCAGCGAGGUGCUGGAUCACUUGGCUUCAAUUCUAAACAUCCACGUGUAGCUUCAGUUCUGUGUUGGGUGCUGGGCAUGGAGAUGGUGUCAGCAGCGACUUCUCCUUGAGGUGGGGGAGAAAAUGUUCCCUUAAUUCCCCAUUUUGGUUCUGCAGGUUGGGCUCUGGUGUUGACUGUGGCGUGGCUGUGCUUUGCAGAGCUGCAGAGAGGUUUUUGUAAAUACACACCCUGUGUGAACCUCGGCCUUCCUUUGACACACGUGGUGCUCAGGUGUUUGUUUUACCUGGGAUACACCUUCAUAUUUCCAACGUUUCUGCAGCUGGAUGUGUCUGUGUCACACAGGGAGCUGCUGUGGUUGGGUUCCUCCAGUUUUGGUGACUUGGGCACAGUUUAAAGCUGAAGUCUGGAAGGCUUUAGGAUAAAUUAAGGGAUUUCUGUGGUGUGGAUGGAGAAAGAGAACACAGCAAACCCACACAGGGAGUCUUUUAAUCCUGAUAAAAGUGAUGGGGACAAGGCUGGGGCAGGGGAAUGGGGCAGCUGGCCAGGAAUCCAUGGAGUGUUGUGUUUACAGUCUUCAGCUCCCUGUAGUCUAAAUAGCUGGAAAGUUCCCAGUGUCUGAAGAAGGCUGGAGAGACACUUCUUAUCUUCUGAGUGCCUGUGGCUCCCUCUCCUCCGUGGUACCUGUGUUCCCAGGGGGAGCCUGCAGUACCUGCUGUGUUUUUUUCCCAUGGCAGUGUCAUGCUCUGUGGUAAUUCCAUUUAAUUUUGGCUACCUCAGCUGUGCCAGCACGAUCCAUCCCUCUGGCAAGCAGAGUUUCUCCCCAGGACUGAAAACCAGAGGUUUCUAUUUCUUGGCUGAAUCCCCAUGAAUUCUUUUAAAGACCUGUAAUAACUUUUUUUUGGAACUAGACUGUAUUUAUAAUGGGGUUUUUGUUCCUUUAUGGCUCUCUCCACUAAGUAAUAGACCUGAAGGUUGAAGGUCAUUAUAUCAGAAAACCUUACAAGGUGAUUAUAAUUCCAAAAGGUGUUUUUUUCCUAAGUUUAAAAUUGCUUUUGAAAUGUCAUUUAGAGGCACUUAAAAUUGAUUUGAUGGCUCCAUUCCUGCUGUUAAUAGCAUGGGAAUGUGCAGGGUGAGUGAGAUGGGAGCAGUGCUGAGGCAGGUGGAAGCAAACAGGGGAGCUCUAGGUGGGAGUUUACAAACAACCUUGAUAUUCGAGGCUCAGCUGGUGAUUCACAAUGCAAAGAUAAUUAUAAGCUUAAAUUAUAUCCAAUUUAGAAAGCAAGGAAGGAUUUACCUUCGGCUGUAGCUCUGCUUCUGCCCGGGGCUGAGGGCAGACCUGGCACCAGCAGGAGCUCAAACUUCCCUCUGAAACACUCCAGUUGUCUGUUGUUAGUCCCUGCCUCAUUUAAAGCAUCUUUGCACCAUUGAAUAAAAUCUGGCUGGCUUUGUGGAAGCAGCCUGUCCUUCCAGAAAAAUGUAAAAGGAGAGAUGGGACCCUCCUGGGAAGGAAAAAGGGCUUUCCCCCCUUUGUCCUGACUGUGCUUGGCUGCCUUCACUCAGCGGGGAUUUGAUGGUGAAUCUGACAGUUCUGUGUCCAGCAGGUCCUCCUCUCUUCCCGAGAGUCUGCUGUGGUCUUUGGAGAUGUAACCCCCCAAAACAGCUCACCAUGAGGCCUGACAGGCUGCAGGGAUUCAGGGGGGAUGAGGCUGCAGAGAUUCACUGUCAGAACAGCACUGAGCUCCUGGGCUCAGUAUGGCUUGGAAAAAUACAGGGUGCAAUGUUCACAAGAGGGUGUGAUGGAGGAGCCCUGCCUGGCAUGCACAGAGGGGGCAAAACCAGGAGAUUCUCACUUGCUAAGAGCCUUUGACACUUUUAUCCAAAAUCUGAGCCCUACAGUAAGGCCCAGUAAGACAAAAAGGUGAUUAUUUGAUGUGAUGAGCAGCACACAUUCAGUAAUGUUUCAGGAGGUAGGUAGUGAAAACCAGCUCUCUGAGGUGUUCUGCUGUUGGUACAAUGAUUUAUUUUUGAGCAGGGUGGUGUGGUGGAAAGUGUCCCUGCCCAUGGCAGGGGGGUGGAAUGACACGAGCCCUGAGGUCCUGUCCAGCCCAAACCAAUCCAGAAUGCCAUUGUAUAAAGUUUUCCGAAGGGGUCAGAGGGUAAAGGCUGCACACACAGCGUAUCUGAGCGUCUGACAGUGUCACUUUGCCCUGUUCUCAUCAUCCAGAGCUGAAAGGUGGUGCUUUCCUAGAAUGCUGGCUGAUUUCUCACAUGAUCCAUGCCAGCACUUGCAGGUCCUGCCUGGAGAGACCUGCCCAUAGUCACCUGCUGGGCUGCCAGGGGGCAAUCAUGGCAUGUCACCUCUAGAACAAACCCUCGGAUCUCCCUGAGAUAGCAAAAACUCAGUGAUUUUGAGUCAGCAGCUCUUCCUCAGCAUUUCCUCUGGCCAAAAGCCCUUGUCUAGCAGAAUUUUUGAUGGACUCUUCAUUACAACUGGCAAGGAAAAAGCAGAGGAGGGUGAACAGUUCUGUUCAUUUUCAUUCCCUUUUCAUAGACUUAUUUGGGAGAAGCAGAGUGGGAGAGUACUGCGUGCUGGCAGAGCUUUUGUAUUUUAUGUGACGGGCUGUUGAAAGAGUUCUCAAAGUGCACUUCCUUUCCGUGGGCUUUAAGGUCAUUUCCCAGUGCCUGCGGACUCGCAGCGGGCUGGGAAACCCUUCUCUCAUCACCAGGGAAUGAAAUGCUCUCCGUGGCUUUUUGGAGCCAACAAAAAUCUCUUUGUCUUCUCUUCCCUCCCACUGUUUCCCAAGCAGCAAGUUUGCUGACAGGCCCUGUCGGGAAGGGGGGAGUGCUGCUCCAGGAUCCAGCUCUCGCGGAAAAUGAGCGGCUGAGAAACUGGAUGGCUUCUACGGUGAGCCUGGGCAAGGAAACAUUGUUGGAAGAUGGAAUGCCACCUGCAAAAAAGCCCAGGAAGCUGUUGCCAAGUCUCAAAACCAAGAAGCCUCGGGAGCUUGUUUUGGUGAUUGGGACAGGAAUUAGUGCUGCAGUUGCUCCCCAGGUCCCAGCGCUGAAAUCCUGGAAGGGGCUGAUUCAGGCUCUUCUGGAUGCUGCUAUUGACUUUGAUCUCCUGGAAGAUGAAGAGAGCAAACGGUUCCAGAAGUGUCUACAUGAAGACAAGAACCUGGUCCAUGUUGCCCACGACCUUAUUCAGAAGCUGUCUCCGCGCACAAGCAACGUUCGCUCAACCUUUUUCAAGGACUGUUUAUACGAGGUGUUUGAUGACCUGGAAUCCAAAAUGGAAGAUUCUGGGAAGCAGCUGCUUCAGUCUGUGCUUCACUUGAUGGAAAACGGGGCCCUUGUGUUGACCACAAACUUUGAUAACCUGCUGGAGCUCUAUGCAGCACACCAAGGGAAGCACCUUGAGUCUCUUGACCUGACUGAUGAAAAGAAGGUGCUGGAGUGGGCACAAGAGAAGAGGAAGCUCAGUGUCCUGCACAUCCACGGCGUCUACACCAACCCCAGCGGCAUCGUCCUGCACCCGGCCGGCUACCAGAACGUGCUGCGCAACACCGAGGUCAUGCGAGAGAUUCAGAAGCUGUAUGAGAAUAAGUCCUUCCUCUUCUUGGGCUGUGGUUGGACAGUUGAUGACACCACGUUUCAGGCCCUGUUUUUAGAGGCUGUCAAGCACAAGUCAGACCUGGAGCACUUCAUGCUGGUGCGGAGGGGAGAUGUGGAUGAGUUCAAGAAGCUCCGUGAGAACAUGCUGGACAAAGGGAUCAAAGUGAUUUCCUACGGAGACGAAUACGCUGACUUGCCCGAGUACUUCGAGCGGCUGACAAGCGAGAUUGCCAUGCGGGGCCGUGCAGGUGUGCCCAAGGAGGGGCAGCAGCUGAACGGCUCUGCCACUGCCCACGCUGAGGUAAAAGCCUUUGCUUCCAUGCAGGAUGCAGCCCCUGAGCCUCAGCCCUGCCCAGGCCCUGAGCUGUGCCAGGGGCUCCUGGGCCAGGCCAGCAGCCCUCAGGAGCCCACCACUGUCCCACUGUGUCCAGCACCGAGCCAGGACCCUCCCGGCAGGGACGAGGCCGGGACAGAGCCACCAAGGAUGAACACCUGGUCUAACACAGUAAUCGUGGUUUGAUGGGGCUGCACGUGCCUGCAGAGCACGGUAUCCCUGCGGGAGCUGCAGCCUCCUCUAACUUCAUACCUAGUGCUUUUAUAUUCUGUAUUUCAAUUAAAAAAUGAAACUUGAGCUUUUUUUUUUUUUUUUUUACUGGAAGCUCUAGUUUUCUAGUCCUGUCUUUUUACUGUACAGUAUUUUGUAUGUUGAAGUUGUAUUAAAGGCCUGCUCACUGAACUUUGGCUGCUGUAUCAUUUAAAGGCCCUUUCACACCUCACACUGCUGGGAGUUCAUCUCCCCCCAACCCAGUAGGAAACACGUCCUGGCUGGAGGCAAGUUAUUUAUACACAGAGAACAAAUUAUGAAGUUUAUUUUAUAUAAAUUAUGUCUCUUAGCAGACAGCAUUCAAUUUAUUGCACUAUAGCACAUCUGCAAUACAGAGCUACAAGACAUCGUCAGAGGUUUGUAUUACUCAGUGUAGCACUUCCAACCGGGAUCAAGAGGCACUCGGAGCGGGGAGAAAGGGCAGGAAAGCAGCAAGCAGCCACCAUUCUCUUCCAGUAUUAAUGUGGUUUGGUUUUUUUUUUUCUUUUUACUAGCAAAUAACGCCAAGACCAGCGGGCAGGGGCCAGGCAGGGCACGCUGCCUUCCUCCUCUGGACCUGGCUGCUGCAGCUCUCCAGCUCCUAGCCAAAUACAUGGUGUCUGGGGACCCUGCUUCAGAGUCCGGGUGAGGACAGAUAUGGGGGACUUUAAGGCAAUUUAGCAUGUCCCCUCCAGCUCACACAGGCCAUCACCUUUUUUUGGUUUAUCAGCUUCGGUGGAGCUGCUACGAGCAGCAGCAUUAACAGCCAGAUCUAACACUGCCCCUAAUUCCAAGUCCCUCCUGCCUCCUCCCUAAGCUGGUCUAAAAAUCAAAAGCAGCUCAAUAGAAAG
Messenger RNA from Passer domesticus (house sparrow), 5502 nucleotides. It is a transcript of the gene SIRAL1, whose product is annotated as family with sequence similarity 118 member B. The record is from RefSeq and is a predicted model, not a curated record. The transcript has 8 exons. The coding region runs from base 3191 to 4588 and encodes 465 amino acids. Lineage: Eukaryota; Metazoa; Chordata; Aves; Passeriformes; Passeridae.